AUGGCGACGCCCAACCGGGAGACUCCGCACAGUUCUACCCCAUCUACGUCGGCGUCAUCAAGGUCGAGCAUGGACGCUCAGUCACCCUCCACAAGAACCCCUUCGCUACGAAUUCCUUCCAUGCCCAGCGCUGCGGCUCAACACCGUCAGAGCUUCCAUGAACUGCGAGGCCAUCCUCCUUCUCCAAGAUCUCAGAGACAACCUUCCAUUUCACAAUUAGCUGUUCAGGAGUUGAUUGACAACCCUCCAAUGAAGAACCCCGAUCCCAAGUUUGCUGGACGAGACUGGACCACGGUCAAGGUCAAAGAGCUGGUGAAUCCCGACGACCUGAGGUUUGUCGACAUUGACACAGGAGUGGAAGCAGCCACCAACCUUCUCAUUGAAUCCGGUGCACCAGUGGUGCUCAUUCGCGAAAAGGCUGGAUCGCCCGUCAUUGGAACAUUCGACCACCGUGAUCUCAACGCCUAUCUCCUCCUGGUCGUCGGCCUAUGGAGACCGGAUGACGAACAUGCUGAAGAUUUUAUGGAAUUGGCUCGACGCGCACGAGAAGGAAAACUUAUACAUCUUGGCGAAAUCAAAGACCUCUGCAAAAAGGAACCGUUGACGUUCUUGGACGAGAACUCAGAUUUGCUCAAGGCCAUUGAGACGUUUGGUAAAGGUGUCCAUCGUGUUGUGGUGAUUGACGAAACCACCAAAGAAGCAACCGGUGUCCUGAGUCAGAGCCGGCUGAUCAGAUUCCUGUGGGAGAAUAGAAGAUGCUUUCCCGUUCUCGAUCAACUCUAUACACAACACUUGCGAGAUCUCAAGAUUGGGUCCCACGACGUCGUGGCCAUCAACGGCGAUCGACCGCUAGCCGAAGGGCUCACCCUCCUCCUAGACGAAGGGGUUUCUUCCCUUCCGGUCGUCGACCAUAAUCGCAACGUCAUCGGCAACAUCUCGAAUGUUGACGUGAAAUUACUCACCAAAUCGUCCUCACUCCCACUCCUCCGCAAUACUUGCAUCCACUUCAUUACUGUCAUUCUCUCCACGCGUGGUAUGGUUGAAGGGAAGGAUUCCUUUCCAGUUUUCUAUGUCACGCCGCUUUCUACCCUCGCGCACACCGUCGCGAAACUUGUCGCUACCAAAUCCCACCGGAUGUGGCUUACAGAACCGGUAUCACCCAGUUCUUCUAGCCCUCCAACUCCAUCUUUACACACAGCAACUCUAGCUCCGACCUCAAGUCACUCCUCCAGCUCCAGCCAACACCACGGCACUCCACCCCUGGUCGCCUCUACCCCCGUUGAACCACUCGCGAGCGCCGUCGCCGACCCCUCGCCAAAAGCGCCCUUCAUCGCUCCAACGGGACCAAGCGUCUCCGCCUCGUCACUCCCGGGUGCUCGCAUCUCCGGCCGCCUGGUCGGCGUCGUCAGUCUCACUGACAUCCUGAUCCUCUUUGCCCGUGCAGGCGGACUCACGAAUGUCGCAGAUCCCAGUGAAAUUCGCAUGCGGAGGAGGAGAAGCAGUUCCAGCAGUGUCAGGAAGAGCAUUGAUUUGGGAUCCAGGCCGUCGAUUUCGGGCCAGGGAUCGGCAUUAAGGCCGUCAGGGGAAUUGCCCCGGGAAGCUAGUGGAGCAGGGACAAGUGGAAGUGCGAGGGGUUGA
Molecule: messenger RNA, 1638 nt
Organism: Rhinocladiella mackenziei CBS 650.93
Lineage: Eukaryota; Fungi; Ascomycota; Eurotiomycetes; Chaetothyriales; Herpotrichiellaceae
Exons: 3
Coding region: 1-1638 (545 amino acids)
Biological process (GO): cellular response to glucose starvation; regulation of mitotic metaphase/anaphase transition
Molecular function (GO): protein serine/threonine phosphatase inhibitor activity
Source: RefSeq, a predicted model, not a curated record